Meleagris gallopavo (turkey) is the source of this 1846-nucleotide messenger RNA. NCBI's taxonomy places the organism in Eukaryota, Metazoa, Chordata, Aves, Galliformes, Phasianidae. The record is from RefSeq and is a predicted model, not a curated record.
CUGAAGCAUUGGCAACUGGGUAUGAUACGGAAGCUGUCAUUUUUAGUCCCCAGUGGUACCCUUCCCGUGUUGGCCUGCAACUGGAACGCAAUGGGCCCUAUUUGAAGGAUUCUGUUAACAUUCAAAGCCUUGCAGCAUCCUCCAUCAUUACACUAUAUUUUACAGACCUGGGUCAGCAGUUUUUUCUAACAGAAUAUACCGGGCCUCUACUAAUAUACCUGCUCUUUUACAUUCGUCUCUCAACUAUUUAUGAUCAAGUGGAAACUACGAAGAACUUCCGCCACCCAGUGGUGCACUUGGCUUGCUUCUGCCAUUGUUUGCACUACGUCAGACAUCUUCUGGAGACGUUAUUUGUUCACAAGUUUUCUGGAGAGCACACUCCUCUGAAAAAUAUGAUAAAGGGCUGUGUCUUUUACUGGGGAUUCACUUCUUGGAUUGCAUAUUACAUCAACCAUCCCCGAUAUACGCCACCGUCAUUUGGCCACAGACAAGUUUCUCUUGCUGCCCUUGCUUUUCUGAUGUGUGAAGCUGGAAAUCACUUUAUCAACGUAGCAUUAGCUCACCAAAAUCAUUCAGGAAACAAAGCCUGUUUUCCAAGUCCAACCUACAACCCCUUCACGUGGCUCUUCUUGCUGGUAUCCUGUCCCAACUAUACUUAUGAGGUUGGGUCUUGGAUUAGUUUCACGGUAAUGACACAAACCCUGCCAGUCGGCAUUUUUGCUUUCCUGAUGGUCAUCCAGAUGUCUCUCUGGGCCCAAAAGAAACACAAGCUGUACCUGAAGAAAUUUUAUCCAGAGGUGCGCAGAAAAGCAGCCAUGAUUCCUAUCGUCUUCUGAGCUCUUGGUGAAAGCUGAAGCCUAAGUGUAUACAGUUCAACAGCUAACUCAGAGUAAAUGAGCCAUUUAAUUCACCAACCGAAGUGUAUCUGAGGAAGCACUACUGGAUACCUUUUUCAGAGAAUUAGCAGAUUAAAAAGCUUCUAAUUAAGUGGAAAAAAACCAAACCAAACCAAACCAAGCCUCUCUUCAAUUCCUGAUUCCUGCUAAAAGAUAUUUAAUUAGAUUUUUGCAUGGAGCUAAUUGGGAAAGGAUGAGAAAAUUUUUUAUAUUCAGUUUUAGGCUAGUACUUAUCUGGUUUAAAUGGGCAUGGAGGUUGUUAAAAUUAAUGAAAUACAUACACCUCAUCUGCUUGAUUUUAAGUUUUGGUGUUAGAUGUUGACCAGAUUCUCAGAUUUUUGCAUCAGAAGUUGUUUCCCAGCCUCAUUUCUAUUAAAUUGCACAGAAACAGCCUGUUCUGCCUUAAAUCCUCUAAAGCAUCACAACAAAGAAUGAUUGCUAUACUGCUAAAACAGUUUAGUUUUACAAAGCUUUUCCUUCUUUCUUUUUUUUAAUUGAAUCCAAGAGCAAGUUGUUCAAUGCAAAUUGGCUUCAAAUGGUCACUGCAGGGAAGUCUGGUUCUCUUUCAUUUUCAGGCAGGUGGAUCAGCCCCAUAGUCUUAGGGGGGGACAGUUUGUGAGGUGCUACCAGAAUGACUCAAGAUACAAGAAGCACAGUUAGCUUAGGCCAAAUAAGCACCUCCAGGAGCUGUUUACCUCCGUGCAUUAUUUGUUGGUCAUUCAAUAUGUGAGGAUGGGAGAGAAGGGUGUCAGCUCCUGUAGCAAAUGACUGAAGUUUUAAAAUCAGGUAAAGAGCAAAGACUAGGUAUAAACAAAUGAUGAUACACUAUAGCAGACUGAAAAAAUACGCGUGGCUGAUAUUUUGGGAUGUGGUCUUGAAUUGCUAAAACUACUUUAAAUUGUGUCAAGCUGCUUCAUGAAUAGCAAUAAAUCCAACUUUGUGCACAUUCA